Molecule: messenger RNA, 279 nt
Organism: Paramecium tetraurelia
Lineage: Eukaryota; Ciliophora; Oligohymenophorea; Peniculida; Parameciidae
Exons: 1
Source: RefSeq, a predicted model, not a curated record
AUGACUGGAUUUUAAUAAUUAAAGCAAUUCAUCUAGUUUUCAAAGCAGUCAUGUAAGAAACAUCUCAAAUAAGGGAAUAAGAAGUUGAAUACCAAUGGUUAAGGAUAUAUAAAGAAUCUCAAUUGGUUCUUAUACAUGGUGAGUCCUGGGUACUUGGAACUUAUUUUCACAAAAUGGAAAUAAUUUAAAUGUCAAUUGCCACUAUUAAACAGUGAAUGCAAUUCAGACAUGUAGAAAUUUCUGGAGGAUGUUUGUGAUUAGGACAUUAUUUAAUAAUGA